Molecule: messenger RNA, 1214 nt
Organism: Anarrhichthys ocellatus (wolf-eel)
Lineage: Eukaryota; Metazoa; Chordata; Actinopteri; Perciformes; Anarhichadidae
Gene: isca1
Product: iron-sulfur cluster assembly 1
Exons: 4
Coding region: 57-446 (129 amino acids)
Biological process (GO): iron-sulfur cluster assembly
Cellular component (GO): mitochondrion; cytoplasm
Molecular function (GO): 2 iron, 2 sulfur cluster binding
Source: RefSeq, a predicted model, not a curated record
UGCUAAUUGUAUCAGGCGCUUGCGUAAUUCAAUGUUGUGAUCAUAACCGCAGCAAUAUGUCUGCCUCCAUGGUGCGGGCGACCGUCCGAGCGGUCAGCAAAAGAAAGCUAUUGCCUACAAGAGCCGCACUGACGCUGACUCCAGCAGCUGUGCACAAGAUCAGGUUUUUGCUGCAGAACAAGCCAGAAUAUAUCGGUUUGAAGGUUGGGGUGAGGACGCGCGGCUGUAACGGAAUGACGUACACACUGGACUACACCAAGGAAAAGGGGAACUCUGACGAGGAGGUGCUGCAGGACGGCGUGAGGGUGUUCAUCGAGAAGAAGGCCCAGCUGACCCUGCUGGGAACCGAGAUGGACUUUGUGGAGUCCAAGCUGUCCAGCGAAUUCAUCUUCAACAAUCCCAACAUAAAGGGCACCUGCGGCUGCGGGGAGAGCUUCAACAUCUGAGCAGCGCGGGGGGGGAGCCUCAGCCCCCCCCCUCCCCGGCACCGCCCCAAUGUUCUGAACCCUGUCCCAUCCGCGAAGGCCGAGAGACUGAAUGAUGACGAGGAAGUCGGGCAUGAGGAAUUCUCCAAGACGCGGCGGCGUUUCCUACCACUGCUCUUACUACAGACCACUCAAGCGCACACACACAGCCCGAGUAUGCAUACACAUGCUUAGAGGAAGGUUUUUAUUCAAUCUGUGUCGUCAAAACUAUCUCAACGUGUUGAUUUUAGGUUCAGUUACCACUGAUGUUAACAACUGCUUUUAAAAAAAAACUGUGAUCUGCAUAGAGAAAAAACUUAAAACGACCUCAGAAAGCAAGAUGUUUUUGUUUUGCUGCCAUUUUAAACACGCAACAUUAUUUUCAGAGAGUCAGAUUUAAGUUUUUGAAGCUUGAAUCCAUCCACCAAAAGUCUGUAGGCCAACCUCAGCUGUUUGAUAAACACUGUAAGACAAUGUGCUAUCAUGAAGCCAGCAGUAUGCAACAGUGGAAGAGCUUGAGUGUCUUGAAACUGCUUUAUUCAGUUGUAAAGUGUAUAUUUAUCUCUGUGUGUAAAUAUAAAGAAUGUAUAUCUCCCGUGAACCACGCAAGCGCACAAAACUAACAUAAGAGUCCAUGAGGUUUAUGUUUUCUCUUUUUUUAGCUUGAUCAAAGCCAGGACGUUGUUUGUACCGUGCAAUAUGUCAUAUGUGUACAUAUGAAAUAAUAAAUGGCUAAAUCCAUUAAAAUGA